AUUUAGUUAUUGCACGCCUGAUGCACUUCAGACACAAAAACAGUAAUCCACGGGGGCAGGAUGCUUAUGAAGAUGGACAAGCCAGGGGCACUACAAACGAAACGUUUGGCGCUCGAGCAAACUUUGGUUAUUCAACGCCGAAUAGCGAGAGCGUGAUCGCGGAAGCCAACCCAAUAUAUGGAGCGGUAGAUAUUAAAAGAAAAGAAGACAAAACCGCCAAUUAUAACCCACCUGGAUACGAACCCGUCAAUAUGAAAAAAAGACGAGGCAACGAAGCUGAGUCUCAAGCAGAUCCUGGAUAUGCGACGCCUGAUGUCAAUAGAAGAGAAAUCAAUCUCGUUAAUUCUUAUCCAGAGCCGCGGUAUGAAACUCCUGAUAUCAAAAAGAAAGAGAUCAAUGUCGCUACUGCAGAUUCUGCUUACUCAUCGCCAGAGAAAAAUAAUGCUGAUCUCGAACGCAUUUAUGUUAACGUAGAUCUCUAUUCUCUUCCGGAGGAAAAUAAAAGUACUAAAAAGGUAAGGCGAGACUUUUUUUAUUCAUUGGUUUACGGAUCCGCCGACCGUAAAUAUUCAGAAAGUGAAAAAUAAAAAAAAUAAAUUUGGAUGUCAAAAAUUUUACAAUUUUAGUUAAUUUUAAUUAUUUGGGGUUCUGACAUGAAGAGACAUGAAGUACACUUCAAGUGAACUUUGACUCUAGGUACUGCUGGCUCAUGUUAUCGUUGUGACAAUCAAUAUGUAGAUUAGCCACGUUUUUUGCAUUUUUUUUUUAAAUUGACGUUAAAAAAUUUUAUAAAGAUUAUUAAUUUCGGUUCUCAUUUAUACUCAGUUCGUGUUUUUUUUUAAUUUGUUUUCCGACCUACCGACCUCUUAUUUUUAAAGUCAAAUCCGUAAACCAAUAAAUAAAAAAAGUCUCGCCUAAAAAUGUUUAUUGAUUUGAACGAGAUGAAUGCUCAAAAAGUGAUACAACAGCAUUAGAAAUUACCUAAUCUAGACUAGACUAAACUAAGCUAUUAAAUUCACUUGAAUAGUACUUUUGAAAUUGUUCUCGCUAAAGGUCCAGUAAGUUGUUUCAUUGGAAUUAAUGUUACCACAGGAGCUCAGCUACACAUGAAAACCUAGCAAAUUGUUACACAUCUGUAAACAAGUUGUAGCAAAGUUGUUGUCAAGUCGAUAUCAGGAUGUGUUCGCACUGCUUGUACCCAGUUGUUGUAACAAGUCUGGAACAAGUUGUUAUCAUCUUUUUACAAGGUUGAUGACGGUAACAGACUUUCUACAAGUUGUUCCAACAAGACUAAUACAGGCUGUUCGUAACAGGUUGCUACGAGCUUGUUGUCAUCAACUUGUCAUCAACUUGUUACGUGCAGACGAUAUCAAACUUGUUUGAACAACUUGUUGCGAGUCUGUUGGCCUCGUCAACCUUGUUACAAGAUGAUAACAACUUGUUCCAGACUUGUCAACAACUGGGAACAAGCAGUGCGAACACAUGUUGUUGACAAGCUGGAAGAUUUUUACGCGUGUAGCCUUAAAAAAGACAAUCAAACAUUGCAGACCAAACCAUUCUCGUCCCCAGAGCCAUUGAAAAUUCGUUGAAAAUUAGGCCCUGGGUUAGACGACCGAAGGGAGAGAUCUGAUUGGCUUCUCAGAGAACUCCUAUUUCGCAGAAGUUGAGCAAUUUUCGCUAGAAAAGAUUAUUCUGUCAAAAUAUGUCAACACAAAUACUUCGUUCCUUCGUAAUAUUUGUCUGUGAAAAUUAUUACGGGUGCUGAAGCGUCCCAAUUCAAGAGCAUGCGCUUUAGAAACUACUGCAAGUUUUCUUGCGCUUCCGGUUCCGUGUUUUUCAGACUAAAUCUGACUUCUCAACAGCUGAACACAUCUUGUUGACCAGCUGUGACAUUUUUACGCGUCGUGCACACACGUAAAAACGCACAAGUUGUAACAAGCCUGCAGCAGACUUCAACAACUUGUCAACAGGGUGUGUUCGCACUGCUUGUUUCCAGCUUGUUCACAAGUUGUUACAAGGUUGUUGAGCUUAACAAACUUGUUACAAGUUGUUUCAACAACAACUCGUCCUAUACAAAUCAACAUUUUGCCAAUAAGUUGUGGGUGACAACCUUGUAGCAACUUGAUAAAAUAACAGCAUUGUUACAACUUGUUGACAAGCUUCCUGCAAGCCUGUUGCGAACACAUCUUGUUGACAAGCUUGCUGCAAGCCUGUUGCGAACACGAUCUUUACGCGUGUAGCUUUAGACGCCCAAUGUGCCAUUGACACCAUCCUACACUUUUAUAUAACUGACGUAUUUUGAAUCUACAGAUUAAUGGUUUAAACUACAUGGAUCCUUCACGGUUAGUAUCUGGCAGUCAAGACGGAAAUGAAAGCCAGGAUCAAUCUGGCCAACCUACUGAAUAUGCAGAAGUUGUGGGAGUCAUGAAGCCAGCGCCGAAAAAACCCAAACGUCUGUUUUUGCAGUGAGAAUCGUUUUUGUCCUUGAGAUAUUUGAGGUUGUUUAAUUAAUAUGCAAAUCUAAGACGUCACAAUUAGCUGGUAAAAUAUUUUCAAAAAAAGCCAGUCACACCAAAAAAGCUCACUGUUCAAAAUAGAUGAAAUAAUUUAAGUCUGUAUCGAUGAUUCCAUUGACCAAUCUGGCAUAGAAAAAUAUGAAGUUUUUAAUGGAGUCCUGCAUGUGAAUUCUCAAAAGUUGUAGCAAGGUUGUUGUCAAGCCAAUAUCAGGAUGUGUUCGCACUGCUUGUUCCAAGUUGUUGUGACAAGUCUGGAACAAGUUGUUAUCAUCGCGUGUUACAAGGUUGAUGGCGGUAACAGACUACCUUAAAAUGCCAGUCCCGCAAAAAUCAUAAAUUAAGCUCACUGUCCAAAAUAGAUGAAAUCAUUCUGUAUCGAUGAUUUCAUUGACCAAUCUGGCAUGCAACAAUAUGAAGUUUUCAAUGGAGUCCUGUAAUGCAGUCCUGUGCACUGUCAAAAUGUUUGCCCAGUCUGUGACCUCAUCUUAUUUCCACGUUAAAUAAACUAGAAAAUAUCUAACGAAAGAAAAAUAUAAAAAUUUUGUAAGUUGACUUGUUUGUUUGCAAUGACGUAAUUUUGGGAUUUCAGUUGACGGACAGGUACACAAAAACCGGCUAUUUUAAUGUAUUGAUUGAGUUUAGAGACAGUUUAAGACACAAAAGAUGAAUAACCGUUCAGUUUUCCUUGCUACAACCAUUCUGAUAGGAGAAAAAUCGUCCACAAGUUGUUGUAUUGCCCGUCAUUUGGAUGAGAAGUCACGUGAUUGCAAACAAAUAAUUCUACAGUUUAAGUAUUAGUACCGGCCUCGUCCCUCGUCGCUUCAGUUGGGAUAGAGGUCAAUGGAAAAACAAUGGGAGCGCCGGGCUUAAUGGGAAUGCAAUAGAAUCUACGCGACCGCGCAUACGGAUAACGGAUGAGGGACUGUGGAAGAGUUAGUAUUAGUACCAUACCCUUUUAAUAUCGGUAUUUACACACAUAAUAAAACAGUAAAAGUUGAAGUUUGACAUUAUAUCACAGUUAGGUUUCUUUGGAAAACGUAUACAUUUCCAUCAAAGACAACUUAUAUCAAAUGUAAUUAGCCUCGAUGAGGUCUGGCAAAAAAGACAAUUUACAAAUAUCGCGACAUGCUAUAUUUUUACAGUUAUGUUUUAAUGGAAAUUAAAGGUAAACAAGCGCGAUGAUAUAAUUUGUCAAAAAUUGUUGUUAAAAAUGGUUGUCAACAAUUAAAUAAUGAUUAUUUAGUAACUUUGAAACCACUUGUAAUAUAGUUAUAUAAUUUUUAG
This is a messenger RNA of Paramuricea clavata, 3800 nucleotides long. The record is from the annotation of a GenBank genome assembly. NCBI's taxonomy places the organism in Eukaryota, Metazoa, Cnidaria, Anthozoa, Malacalcyonacea, Plexauridae.